CGGUCACCGCUACCCUGCCCCACCCCUCAAUGAUGCGGCGCUUCCUUCGCUCCUCGCCACUCAGCGACGCGGUUCGCGAUGGCGUCGUCUGAUGCGCGCAGUCGAUGCUAAUAUUCGAUUUCUGGAUUUGAAAGAGGAAGACGCGCAAGGGACAAGACCCAAUUUGUAUCACGACGAGCUGCCCCGUCCGCCAGACCCGCCCCGCCUCUUCCGGCUGGCGAUCGACUCAAUUGCGACGGUCAGCGCCUUUGUAAUAGCCACGGGACCAAGGACUCCAGCACCAAGAGUUGUCGCAGCUCGACUCCUCGCGAACACGACUCUUAACGAACUCAUGAGCUGUUCGCAAAGUCCACCCCCGCCUCUUGUCAGAUGCUCGAGCAAGGCCAUUGUCAAUUCGCAUUAGUGGAUAGAGCUCGUUCGAUGGCUGGCCUUUAUUAAUGAAUAAAUUGCCGCACCACAUCGACUAUUGUACCCAGGUGUAUAAUUCAUGGACCUACAAUUCUUAAGGGAUUUUCGGUUGAUUGCCCUAUAUUAACUCUAGUAGCGACUGGCUUAAUAAGCUGCGUUAAUCUAAUGAAAAAUAGUGACAUUAGGAUACAUAA
Ceratosolen solmsi marchali is the source of this 602-nucleotide messenger RNA. RefSeq lists its product as uncharacterized. NCBI's taxonomy places the organism in Eukaryota, Metazoa, Arthropoda, Insecta, Hymenoptera, Agaonidae. The transcript has 2 exons. The record is from RefSeq and is a predicted model, not a curated record. The coding region runs from base 92 to 403 and encodes 103 amino acids.